AUGCCUAGUUAUGUAAAGUUUAUGAAAGAGAUAUUGUCUAAUAAGAGAAAAAUGGAUGAUUAUGAAAUUGUUGCAUUAAUUGAAGAGUGUAGUGCAAUUAUUCAAAAGAAGCUUCCUCAAAAGUUAAGGGAUUCGGGCAGCUUUACCAUACCUUGCAUCAUUGGGAACUUUCAUUGUGAGAGAGCUUUAUGUGAUUUGGGUGCAAGCAUAAAUUUAAUGUCACUGUCUGUAUUUAAAAGCCUUGGUUUGGGGGAAGCUAGACCCACUACUGUUACUCUUCAACUGGCUGAUCGUUCAUUAACACACCCCAGAGGUAUUAUAGAGGAUGUUCUAGUAAAGGUAGAUAAGUUCAUUUUCCCAGUGGAUUUCAUUGUACUAGAUAUGGAGGAAGAUGAGGAUGUGCCUAUUAUAUUGGGACGACCAUUUUUGGCCAUGGGGCAAGUGUUGAUAGACGUUCAGAAGGGAGAGUUAAGGCUUAGAGUACAAGGUGAUGAGGUUGUUUUUAAUGUUUUCAAAGCUUUGAAAUAUCCUUUAGUCAGUGAUAGUUGUUUUUGUGUUAGUGUAUUGGAGGAACCAAGUAAAAGGGUCCAGUCUAUUAAGGAUCCACUGGAGUUGAGUUUGAUUGCAAGUCCUGAAGAGUGUGCUGGUACUGAAGCCAGUGAGUAUGUUAAGUGGUUGAAUUCGUCAGGGAAAAUUUAUAAAAAGAAAUAUGAGGAAUUAGGGCAAGUGCUUGAGAAACCUCUCCCAUCCAUUAAGAAACCACCAACUCUUGAGUUAAAAAUCUUACCUGAUCAUCUUAAGUGCGCUUAUCUGGGGAAGAAUGAUACUCUCCCAGUUAUUAUUUUAGCUUCUUUGCCUGUGACUGAAGAAGAGAAUCUUCUUAGGGUAUUAAGGGCUCACAAAUUAGCAAUUGGAUGGACUUUGGCAGAUAUUAAGGGCAUUAGUCCUUAA
This is a messenger RNA of Humulus lupulus (European hop), 951 nucleotides long. RefSeq lists its product as uncharacterized. The transcript has a single exon. The coding region runs from base 1 to 951 and encodes 316 amino acids. The record is from RefSeq and is a predicted model, not a curated record. NCBI's taxonomy places the organism in Eukaryota, Viridiplantae, Streptophyta, Magnoliopsida, Rosales, Cannabaceae.